This is a messenger RNA of Letharia columbiana, 744 nucleotides long. RefSeq lists its product as uncharacterized. Gene Ontology annotation, biological process: protein quality control for misfolded or incompletely synthesized proteins. Gene Ontology annotation, cellular component: endopeptidase Clp complex. The coding region runs from base 1 to 744 and encodes 247 amino acids. Gene Ontology annotation, molecular function: serine-type endopeptidase activity; ATP-dependent peptidase activity; ATPase binding. NCBI's taxonomy places the organism in Eukaryota, Fungi, Ascomycota, Lecanoromycetes, Lecanorales, Parmeliaceae. The record is from RefSeq and is a predicted model, not a curated record. The transcript is spliced from 4 exons.
AUGAUUGUGUUCAAUAUUUGCAGAGCACCGAUAUCCCCAAUUCUAAGUGCUGCUGCCCUUCGAAAUGCCUCUAGGCUAGGUUUAAGACGCUUCUCCGGCCAUGCUGGAUCACAACCGUCGCGAGCAUGGACGCCAACACCCUAUGUUACUGAGACCAUUGGAGGUGGUUGGCGUACUCAUGACAUCUUCUCGAGGCUGCUAAUGGAACGCAUCAUCUGCCUCAACGGUGCAGUCGAUGAGACCGUAUCCGCUUCCAUUGUAGCACAACUGCUCUUCCUGGAAGCGGAUUCUCCAGAAAAACCCAUCAGUCUCUACAUCAAUACACCUGGCGGCUCUGUUACGGCUGGGUUGGCAAUUUAUGACACAAUGACAUACAUUUCGUCUCCUGUCACCACCACUUGUGUGGGUCAAGCGGCAUCCAUGGGCUCUUUACUCCUGUGCGGCGGUGCACCAGGCAAGCGCUUUUGUUUGCCGCAUUCAAGUGUCAUGGUUCAUCAGCCAAGCGGAGGAUAUUUCGGGCAGGCGAGCGAUAUUGCGAUCCACGCAAAGGAAAUUUUGAGGGUCCGGCGCCAGCUGAAUGAGAUCUACCAGAGGCAUUUGACGCGGCCGCAUAGCUUAGAUGAGAUCGAGAGGCUAAUGGAGAGGGACAAUUUUAUGGGAGCGGAGGAAGCUCUGGAGAUGGGCAUCAUUGAUGAGAUUUUGGAUAAGAGGAAUAAAGAGGAAGAGCAAAAGAAAGAAAGAUAG